AUGUUUAUGACAAGGCGUCUUUUGCACGCCUGCAGGAUUACUCUGUUUUCACGGGAUGACUGUGGCCUCUGCACGCAAGCUAAAGAUGUCCUCUCCAAUGUCUGGGAUAAGCGGCCGUUUCACUAUACCGAAGUGAAUUUGGCAAAGCCAGAAUUCAAGCAUUGGAAGAAUUUAUAUGAUUUCGACAUUCCUGUUAUACAUAUUAGCAAAGCAGAAGCCGGCGAAGAGGACGUUAACAAGACCGGAAAGGCCAUCAAAUUAAUGCACCGCUUCACGACAGAGCAAGUCGAGGCAAAGAUGGAUCAAGCUGAAGGCAUAUAG
Molecule: messenger RNA, 321 nt
Organism: Trichoderma asperellum CBS 433.97
Lineage: Eukaryota; Fungi; Ascomycota; Sordariomycetes; Hypocreales; Hypocreaceae
Source: RefSeq, a predicted model, not a curated record